CAUUCCAUGAAGCGAAGGUGUGAGGUAUCGGCUUGAAUAUAAAAUUAGCAUUCGAGAUUAGACUCACCAAAGAAAUGGCAGGAGUGAGAAUAAAUGACGUGAUUUGGUCGAGAAGACAACCGCGAAGCCAUGGCAGUUGUGCUGAAGCUUGUACGUCAGAGCGGCACUGUAGGAGCUGGAGGCCAGGGAAAAGAUCGUCGUCAUCUGCGUGUGUGAAGGCGCCAGCGCUGGUGUUGCUCGUAUGUUCGGCUGUUGCUUCCGCAGCAGCUUCAGGAAGCUCAACAAGUCCACACCAGCAACAACAGUUUAGAAAUUCGUUACUGAAUGAUGAACGGGGAGCAGGUAUAAAUAACAACAGACUGGACUCAACAUCACUAUCAUCAUUGUUACCAUCAAAUAGUGGUAAAUAUUCAUCAAAGUCUAGUUUAGAAACGAAAUAUGACGAACAAAGCGACGAAGAGCACAUGGGCUAUUUGUCGUUCGAUGAGUCGUCAAGUAAAGACAGCGAAGAGUUUGAAAUCAACGAUGAACUUCCCCUCGGCUGGAACUGGGCGAUGUGGUGGACAUACGAGGGCAUUUCAGGUCCCGAGUUCUGGGGUGUGAUCAACCCCGCAUGGGUUAUGUGCUCAGAGGGGCGCCGCCAGUCUCCCAUCAAUCUGGAUCCCCGCACACUCCUCUACGACCCUAACCUCACCCCUCUACUGGUCGAUAAAACUAUGGUUGCAGGUGAGCUCGUCAACACUGGCCAUUCCCUGGAAUGGCAAAUGCAGGAGGUGAGGGACGACCAGCAUCGGGACAGCAGUCGGGAUAAUUAUCGCGACAGAAAUAGAGGUCUUGACAUGACCGGUGAUGACGGUGGCCCCCCCACCAGGGACCGUCAUCUGCCAUUGCCAAUGAUGGGGGCGGUGAACGUGUCAGGAGGCCCUCUGUCUUACCAAUACUCAUUGUCCCGGGCUCGGCUACACUACGGGGAGCGAGACAUCCAGGGCUCCGAACACACCAUUGACAACCACGCCUUCCCUGCUGAGCUGCAGCUAUACGGCCACAACAGCCAACUGUAUCCUAACCUGACGGUGGCCGCGUCGCAUGUGUACGGAGUGCUUGCCGUCUCUGUGCUCAUACAGCUCGGUGACCGCACCUCCCCCGCCUUAGCCACAAUUUUGGAAGGCCUACACAAAGUUACGUUCGGAGGGUCGAGAGUGAGCGUGAAGCCGUUGCGGUUGUCCGACUUAUUGCCAAGCCACUCCCACUACCUCACCUACGAGGGCUCCCUCACCGAGCCAGGGUGCCACGAGACCGUCACCUGGGUGCUGCCUAACAAGCCUCUCUAUAUCUCAUUCAGUCAGAUGCGGUCUCUACGAGAGCUGCGACAGGGACCAUCUCUGCACCACCGCAACGCGCCGCUAGGCAAUAACUUCAGACCCCUACAGCCGUCCCAUCACAGAACUGUGCGCACCAACAUCGACUUCACCUCCACCAGCCCGCCAGAAACGCUGGCUGGGCGGAAAUGUUCGAUGGCUGAAUCCAGAUUUCAUUAUCGAGCGAACGACCUUCUACGAUCCUGACAAGAAACAACAGACGCGAGUAUUGCAGCGGAUGACAUGGAAGGCCGCAGCAACUUACUGCUGUAGCGACCUGAUCUAUUGAGUGUCCAGUAGUCUGCCGAGAGUCCGGUAGUGGUCUGAUCUAUUGAAUGUCCAAUAGUGGCCUGGUCUGCCGAGUGUCUGGUAGUGGUCUGAUCUAUUGAAUGUCCAACAGUGGCCUGGUCUGCCGAGUGUCCUGUAGUGGUCUGAUCUAUUGAAUGUCCAAUAGUGACCUGGUCUGCCGAGUGUCCGGUAGUGGUCUGAUCUAUUGAAUGUCCAACAGUGGCCUGGUCUGCCGAGUGUCCUGUAGUGGUCUCAUCUAUUGAAUGUCCAUUAG
Hyalella azteca is the source of this 1920-nucleotide messenger RNA. RefSeq names its product carbonic anhydrase-related protein 10. Lineage: Eukaryota; Metazoa; Arthropoda; Malacostraca; Amphipoda; Hyalellidae. The record is from RefSeq and is a predicted model, not a curated record. Gene Ontology annotation, molecular function: zinc ion binding; carbonate dehydratase activity. The transcript is spliced from 10 exons. The coding region runs from base 75 to 1565 and encodes 496 amino acids.